Messenger RNA from Linum trigynum, 480 nucleotides. NCBI's taxonomy places the organism in Eukaryota, Viridiplantae, Streptophyta, Magnoliopsida, Malpighiales, Linaceae. The record is from the annotation of a GenBank genome assembly.
AUGGGCCAAGGAAAUAAGACUACAAUGAUGGAUCUAGAAACCCAAACUGUUGUGGGGAAAAACAACACUACAAUACAUCUGAUCUCUGUUCCUCCCUUAGCAACGAAUCUGAAAGAAAACAGGGACCCUAAUGCUACUUCGACUACCUCUGUUAGGCAGCACUACAGGAGGAAGCAAACUAAGCAUUCUCCCGCAAAGGAUCCCAAUAGAGGCAUCAGCCUCAGAGUUGCUAAGAAACCUGUCCAUGUGGCUAUCAAUAAGAGGGAGCUUGCCAAUAAACUGAAGGAAGCAGCUUUUCCGGUGACUAUCAGCGCAAUCGAAGAUUUCAUCGCACAAUCGCAGCAAAAGCAAAGUGAUUUCGCGCCGGCCAAGGAAGGAAAAACGGGCGAUGUCGAUAUGGUGGAAAGUCUGGGAGAUACUCUCACAAAUACCGUGUCGGCGAACAGGGAGUCUAGCAGUGACCCAACUGCUAAUACUUGA